AUGAGUACCUCGAAGCUGGAAGAUCAUGAACCAGAAGAUAAUGUUAACGUUGUGGGUGGCAAUGUCAACGUCUCCGAAGAUGUUGGGGAGGAUAUUGAUGAUAAACAAGUUAACAUACAUAAUCUUGAGAAAAGUUGGGAGUUUAGAGAGCAAAUUCCUGACUGGCUCGAAAAAAUCACCAAACAUCUUGUCACCCCAACCGAAUUUGAGUCACUGCCCCAAGUAGCAGAAACGUAA
Molecule: messenger RNA, 237 nt
Organism: Paraglomus brasilianum
Lineage: Eukaryota; Fungi; Glomeromycota; Glomeromycetes; Paraglomerales; Paraglomeraceae
Source: the annotation of a GenBank genome assembly